Messenger RNA from Hemibagrus wyckioides, 1032 nucleotides. It is a transcript of the gene tmem218, whose product is annotated as transmembrane protein 218. The transcript is spliced from 4 exons. Lineage: Eukaryota; Metazoa; Chordata; Actinopteri; Siluriformes; Bagridae. The record is from RefSeq and is a predicted model, not a curated record. The coding region runs from base 225 to 575 and encodes 116 amino acids.
GUGAAGACGGACAACAUGAAAGCACUUUGUAUCCAGGGACAAAUAUAAAUGAUAUAAUGGGCUUUUCUGACUCGUCUUAAAAAAAGCGUGUUUAUUUUUUUUAACUGAUAAAUAAAACCUAGCCUAAUUCCACCGGCGUCUCAGUCUGAUCUGCUGUAAGCGGAAGCAGCAUUAGCUUGUUUUGUUAACGGUUUGCUGUGUGAUUUACGGUUUACAGGUGAGUUAUGGGCGGGGCUCUGGUGCUGGGGGUGGGGACAGGUGUCUUCCUCAUCGCCCUCAUGUGGAUAGGGACUCUGGUCCUUAGUCUCGUCAUGUCCCGUGCUGCUGGUGCAACCAAGCUUGGGAUCGUUCCCUUGGUGCUGUUGGCUCUAACCAUCACCUUGAUCCUUGUGUUCUUCCCUCGAGCCUCUGAAUUACCAUCUCCUGUUAAAGAAACACAGAUAGUGGACACCUUCUUCAUCGGCCGUUACGUGCUCCUGGCGGUAGCAAGCGUGAUCUUCCUGGCGUCUCUAUUCCUUCUCUUACCCUUCCACCUUCUGGAGCCGGUGUACGCCAAGCCUCUGAGAGACCACUAGACCAGGGCCUGGCACAUACUAGUUCCCUCAGCAUCAGUGAGGCUGACUUUACAUGAGAGGCUCAUACAGAGAGGCCUGCUGGCCAAAUCUGAUGUCUGGACCAUUUUCUGAGGACUAUUAUAUAGAUAGAGCUGCUAUACACUACAUUUGAUUGAGAGUACAUCCAGUUUAAAGCCAUCAUUAGAUGUAUUGAGUAUUGACUAUGUUGUGUUCAGGUGCUGUGAUUGUAUAAAUUGUAAAGGCUUUGGACUACUGAUUGGGAAUUUGUUCAAAUCCCAACACCACAUGUUGUGUCCUUGAGCAAGAUGCUUAAUUCUCAGCUGCUCUGUUGUGUGCUGUCUCAGUUGUAUGUCUCUUCAGAUGAAAAUUGUCAGCCAAAUGAGCAACUAAAAAUUCUCACUUUUGUACUUGCUGGAUGUAUUGUUUAAUUAAACUCUCUUUUAUAUUUAUUUAUUUA